Messenger RNA from Lasiosphaeria miniovina, 1986 nucleotides. RefSeq lists its product as uncharacterized. The transcript has a single exon. The record is from RefSeq and is a predicted model, not a curated record. The coding region runs from base 1 to 1986 and encodes 661 amino acids. NCBI's taxonomy places the organism in Eukaryota, Fungi, Ascomycota, Sordariomycetes, Sordariales, Lasiosphaeriaceae.
AUGGAGGGAUCACUACCUCCAUGGAAGGUGUUUGAAGCCGGCCAGAGAGCGCUCAACGAGAUCACCCCCGAGGCGGUCAUCACCAAUCUCGGGGUCUCGCACGAGGAGGCAGCCGAGCUUCAGGGAUACAUUAAGCGCCUCCUCGACGAAGAAAAAGCCGGGCGCAAGCCGUGCCCGCACUGCAGCAUCGAGCAGGUCCUGCUAGACCGGUACCGGGUGGACUGGAAGGGCCUGGAGAUUUGGGACAGAGCGCCCUUGCUAUUCAUCCAGGCGGCCUUGAAGAGGUGCAUCGAAGCAGUGGCCCAGGGAGAAAGCCUCGUAGCAUUCGCGAGACACUCUUCAACAAUCCGCGUCAAACAUGAUUCCUUUGGAUUAGCCCGCGUCAGAGAUAGUCCCACGAGUCAGCAGGCGCCACUGCAGCCAAGGAUACGCCAUGCUCGGGUGGAGGAGGGUGACGAUGAGGAAGUGUCGCAGCACUCACGAGGAAAGGAGCACAGCCCGGAGAAAGACCGCCCUCAGAGGCUAGUUACCCGUGAGGCGAACGACCCUUCAGCCACGAUAGCGACAUCAGUGCCAGUCCGCCAACCCAACUUUGCUUCUGAUCAGGUCGACCCACUGCUGUCCUCCACUGGCCACAAAAUCUCCCGGGUUCCACCAAACACACCGACUGGAACCCAGCCGCGUUCGAAUACCGCGAGACGGCCACAUUCUGCACCCGAGCUUUUCAGGCCUAGAGGGACCUGGGCAACACGGGAGUCUCAGCCUUCCCAGAGAAAAACCACAAGGGCCGGCAAAGGCACGAACGAGAACGCCAUCUCCCUCGACAACCUGCCGACGGAACCUGAAUGCUACCCCUCUCCCGUAACUGAUCCGCUGCCGACCGGUUCUUUCGGGGAACGAUUUAUCCGACACGAACGGGCUCGCGCGGGUUUGUCGUUCCCUGGAACCUACAACCACAGGGCCACGCGAUCACUCGGCAAUCCGCCGCGGACAUUCACGUUCACCCAGUCCGAGCCCGUUCGUGGCGUUUCCAACCACACGGACGACAACAGCUCGUCCGGCGCUACUACCGGGAGUGUGAGCCCCGGGCCCGAGCCCGAUGGCGAGCCAUACUUUGUCGGCGUGCGCGUCCGGCCCAGGUCCCACACCAGCGCCGUGGUCGAGACCAUCCAGCCGCCCUACCAAGCAGGCACUGGCACUGCCCGCGCGAGCGGCUCCCCACGCAGCCAGCGCGGGACAUCCCCAACCGUGCCAUCCCGCUACCCGCCGUCUGCGUCGAGAUCCACCCCUGUCCCCGGCACCGCCCCCGUACCCGGGCCGCCCCAGCGGACCUCGGCCGAAGCGAUCAGGGUUAGCCACGCACCACCGCCAACACGACCGAAAGCCCCCUCGACACUCGCAACACACAAACCACCCAUCACAGGACCGGACCAGCCAUCCCCAUUCCUUCCCUCCCGGGCACCCCAACCACCACUACCACCGCCAGCACAGCCCGCCGCUUACAGCGUAGUCCCGCCCAACCACGGCCACCGCACCAUCCAUCCCCAACACCAGAGCGACAACACGCGCCACUCGCCCAGCACCGGCACACACACCAGCAGCACUAGCGACACCGUGACGACCUACUACGCGGCGGUGAGCCACAUUAGCAGCAGAAGCAGCCGUAACAGCAACAAACCCACCAGUGGCAGCAACGGCGCACCGAGAUCGCGCUUCGCUGAGGCGCUCGACUCGGCCAACAACAACAUAAGACAGAGCAACGCCAUGGCAUAUGCACACGACAACGACGGAGAGAAGUGCGCUGUAGCAGCACGGGAGCAGCCGCGAAUGCAGCCACAGCCGCGGACACGGGUAGCGCCUGGGACGCGACUCCCUCCGCCCGGGACGCGGCAGAGAGGGCGCCAUGCUGCAGGAACUCCUCCGGAAUCCGCGGGCCGCGAGCGCAGGGGGUCGCUGUCGUGUCUGCGGAAGAUGGUGUGUGGGUGA